Nerophis lumbriciformis (worm pipefish) is the source of this 4704-nucleotide messenger RNA. The record is from RefSeq and is a predicted model, not a curated record. NCBI's taxonomy places the organism in Eukaryota, Metazoa, Chordata, Actinopteri, Syngnathiformes, Syngnathidae.
AUGAACGAGACCGACCCAAAGAGCAUCAUCAAUCGGAUCUGUACACAGAUGUCAAGGAACUCUCUGCAAGGUGUCGUUUUUGGCGACGACACAGACCAGGAGGCCAUCGCUCAGAUUCUGGACUUUAUCUCGGCCCAGACUCACAUUCCCAUUCUGGGCAUCCGUGGAGGCUCCUCCAUGGUCAUGGCGGCCAAGGACGACAACUCCAUGUUCUUCCAGUUCGGCCCGUCGAUUGAGCAGCAGGCCUCGGUCAUGUUGAAUAUAAUGCAGGAGUAUGACUGGUACAUCUUCUCCAUCGUCACUACAUACUACCCGGGCUACCAGGACUUUGUCAAUAAGGUCCGCAGUACCAUCGACAAUAGUUUUGUGGGCUGGGAGCUGGAGGAAGUCCUCCUGCUGGACAUGUCAGUAGAUGACGGUGACUCCAAAAUCCAGAACCAGCUGAAGAAACUGCAGAGUCCGGUCAUCCUGCUGUACUGCACAAAAGAGGAGGCCAGCACUAUCUUCGAGGUGGCCCAUUCUGUGGGGCUCACUGGUUACGGCUUCACAUGGAUCGUGCCCUCGUUGGUGGCCGGAGAUGCAGACCAUGUACCCUCUGUUUUCCCUAUAGGGCUGAUCUCUGUGUCAUACGACGAGUGGGAUUAUAACAUUGAGGCAAGGGUGCGUGAUGCAGUUGCCGUAAUUGCCACGGCGACCUCCACCAUGAUCUUGGAUAGGGGGCCUCACACCCUAAUGAAAUCCAGCUGCUUCGGCACACCUGACAAGAAGAACACCAACACUGGCCACUCCAAGGAAAUACUCAGGUACAUCAUGAAUGUGACGUUUGAAGGGCGGAACCUGUCAUUCAGCGAGGAGGGCCACCAGAUUUUCCCCAAACUGGUCAUCAUCCUGCUCGACAAGGACCGACAGUGGGACAGGGUGGGCAAGUGGGAGAAGGGCUCUCUGUCCAUGAACUACCACGUGUGGCCUCGCUUCGCAUUAUACCCGCCUGCUGCAGAGCACGAGGACCACCUGUCCAUCGUCACACUGGAGGAGGCGCCAUUUGUCAUUGUGGAGGAUGUGGACCCGCUCAGCGGCACCUGCAUGAGGAACACCGUGCCUUGUCGUAAACAACUCAAAUCCAUCAACCAGACGGGCGAUUCGGGCAUCUACAUCAAGCGCUGCUGUAAAGGUUUUUGCAUCGACAUCCUGAAGAAGAUCGCCAAGGCGGUGAAGUUCACGUACGACCUCUACCUGGUUACUAAUGGUAAACAUGGCAAGAAGGUGAACGGGACGUGGAAUGGCAUGGUUGGAGAGGUCGUGCUUAAAAAUGCUCACAUGGCUGUGGGCUCUCUUACCAUCAACGAGGAGAGGUCUGAGGUCAUCGACUUCUCCGUGCCAUUCAUUGAAACGGGAAUCAGCGUCAUGGUUUCCCGUAGCAACGGGACCGUGUCACCCUCUGCCUUCUUAGAGCCCUUCAGUGCUGACGUAUGGGUGAUGAUGUUUGUGAUGCUGCUGAUCGUGUCUGCCGUCGCUGUGUUCGUGUUUGAAUACUUCAGCCCUGUGGGUUACAAUCGCUGCCUGGCAGACGGAAGAGAGCCCGGCGGACCCUCCUUCACUAUCGGAAAGGCCAUCUGGCUUCUUUGGGGUCUGGUGUUCAACAACUCAGUUCCGGUGCAGAAUCCCAAAGGCACCACUAGCAAGAUCAUGGUGUCAGUGUGGGCCUUUUUUGCUGUCAUCUUCCUGGCUUCCUACACUGCCAACCUGGCAGCCUUCAUGAUCCAGGAGGAGUAUGUGGACCAGGUGUCGGGCCUUUCAGACAAAAAGUUCCAGAAGCCUAACGAGUUCUCGCCGCCGUUCCGCUUUGGCACCGUGCCCAAUGGGAGCACGGAGCGCAACAUCCGCAACAAUUACCGGGACAUGCACACCUACAUGACCAGCUUCCACCAGAAGAAUGUGGACGAGGCCCUGUACAGUCUCAAGACCGGCAAACUGGAUGCCUUCAUCUACGACGCAGCUGUGCUUAACUAUAUGGCGGGAAGGGAUGAGGGUUGCAAGCUGGUCACGAUUGGCAGUGGUAAGGUGUUUGCCUCCACUGGUUAUGGCAUCGCAAUCCAGAAAGAUUCGGGCUGGAAACGAGCUGUGGACCUUGCCAUCCUCAUGCUGUUUGGAGACGGUGAGAUGGAGGAGUUUGAGGCUUUAUGGCUGACAGGUAUCUGCCAUAAUGAGAAGAACGAGGUUAUGAGCAGUCAGCUGGAUGUGGACAACAUGGCUGGGGUCUUCUACAUGCUUGGGGCUGCCAUGAUUCUGUCACUUAUCACCUUCAUCUGUGAACAUUUGUUCUACUGGCAGCUGCGCUUCUGCUUCAUGGGCGUGUGUUCCGGAAAGCCUGGGGUCACCUUCUCUAUUAGCAGGGGUAUCUAUAGCUGCAUACAUGGAGUGCAAAUUGAGGAAAACAAAUCAACCAUAGACUCUCCUUCAUCAAGCAUAAAGAAGAACAUGAACAACACCCACUCGAACAUCUUGCGGUUGCUCCGUACUGCCAAAGACAUGACUGCAGUGCCAGGCAUUAAUGGCUCGCCACACGCGGCCCUGGAAUACAACCACGGGGGUCGUGACUCGGCCAUCUAUGACAUUCAGGAGCACCGCCGCAGCCUUGUCGGGCACCCUUCAGACUGCAAGUCAGCACCACCCUACAUACAAGAGGACAACAUGUUCACUGAUUACAUUGGCGAGGUGGAGAGGACUUUUGGGAACUUGCCCCUGAAGGAUAACAACUUGUACCAGGAUCAUUAUCGGCACCAUCACCCAGUCCCUGCUUUGGGUAUGUCCGGACCCCCCCCUAAUAGGCCACGUAGCUUAGGCAGUGCAAGCUCAUUGGAAGGUGGCAUGUUCGAUUGCGAAAGUUUAGGGGGAGGAGUAGCACCCAUUUUCACCACUCAACCCCGCCCCUCCAUGACUCACAGGAAUACCAAUAAGUUUGACUUGAUUGCAGGUCACCCCUCCGCAGAUUCCAACAAAGUUGGGUUCAAGGCAAACAAUGUCUAUGGAAGGUUUUCAUUCAAAGGAGGCGCAUCCAGUACGGGGCUCAUUGGGGGUCAUGAGCGGUACUGUGGGGGAGGUGUGGGUGGGGGAGGCACAGGGGGUGAAGACGGAAAUAUUCGCUCUGAUGUGUCGGAUAUCUCCACUCAUACUGUAACCUACGGCAACCUGGAGGGCAACGCCAAGAGGCACAAACAGUACAGGGACAGCCUGAAAAAGAGGCCCGCCUCUGCCAAGUGCAGACGGGAGCAAGACGAGCUAGAGUUGAGCGGCUUCAGGAGGAGACCCCACCACCACACCGUCCAUCACCACUUCCCUCAUGGGCCCCUGGCACACCGCACCAUCUCACCUCCCCUGGAGCGGAAGCGAGGAGGGGGUAACACUUCACCUUACGUAUUCCGUAAAGACAAAGAGAACUUGAGGGAAUUUUAUGCAGGUCAGUUCCGCUCUCAGGAGAGCAAGUGGGAGCAAGAGGGUGGAAGUGGAGGAAGUGGUGUGGGCGUCGGUAGCGGUGGUGGUAUCUGUAAAAGCUUAGUUCCUGUGGAAGACUUUCUCAAAGGUAAAAUCAAGAAGCAGGAGUCAAAAGGCGGGCUUGGCUCAGUGUCGGCAGGAGGUGGUGGCAUUGCAGGAGGUGAUUGGGAGUGUCGUAACUGCCACAGUGUAUGUCACCACAGUGGAGGGGUAGGAAGCUCGUGCCCAGCUACUGGAAUUGCCAGUAUUCGCCCUAGCUCUGCCAGCUGCAAACGCUGUGACUCGUGCAAGAUUCAGCCGAGCAACCUGUACAACAUCAGCGAAGAUAACAACACAGUGUUUGCUGCAGGGAAAAGUAACAUGGGAGCAGGCCAAACGCCAACUCAGAGUAGGAAGCUGGGGCCGGGUGGGCGGGUCUUACGAAGGCAGCAUUCUUAUGACACAUUCGUAGACCUGCAAAGGGAGGGUUCAGGUCGCAUCGGAGGGGGCGGCGGGGGAAUGGGGGGGCAAUUUGCCCAGCCCCGAAGUGUGAGCCUUAAAGACAAAGACCGUUACAUGGAGGGCCCCAGUCCUUAUGCUCAGAUGUUUGAGAGGUAUGCAGGCGAGAGAGACACUUCCAUGUUUGCGGGAACACUCGGAGACAGGGCUAAAACAGGCUCCUCCUUUAGUUUGUUUCGCGGCGGCGAAGGUGGGUUGCAUCGGCGGUCUGUGGGUGAGCGAGACCUUAGAGACAGGGACAGGGCUAUGAUGGGAGGCGGGAGCGGUAGUCAUGGCAGAGGCGCCGGGACUUACUCCUUGUCUAAAUCUCUCUACCCAGAUAAGGUGAACCAGAACCCCUUCAUCCCAACCUUCGGCGAUGACCAGUGUCUUUUACAUGGUGCCAAACCGUACUACAUCAAAAAGCCACAGACGCAGCAACAGCAGCAGCAGCAGCUACUCAACAACAGCCGAGGAGGAGGGGACUUCCGGGGCUCCAUGGGGGCGACUUCUUAUUUGCCUGCAUCAGCCACAGCUGGGGUGAUGUCCAAUGUAGCCCCCAGGUUCACAAAAGAUCUGUGUCUAGGCGGAGUGGGCGGUCCAAUGGGUAACCAUCUCACAGCCAACAAGCUAAUGCCCGGGGGACGGGAUACGUUAGGUUUGGGGCAAAGACCCUUCAAUGGUGCCAAUGGACAUGUCUAUGAAAAGCUCUCCAGCAUAGAGUCAGAUGUCUGA